AAGUCGACUAGAUUGGCUAGUUCGUAGAAGCAAGCGAUUUUCAGUUUCAAUAUCAAAACGAGACUAGCGCGUGCUGGACGUGUGUGUUUUUCACUGUGCGGAAUCGAACGGGCGUGUAUUUGGAGAGUAUUUUUUUGAAAAGCAAAUUUAUUUUGGCGAAGAUUACAUUGGCAACAGACGCACCUAUAAUUUUGAAGCAAAAUUCGACGGUGUUUCGGGUGGUUGAAAAUGUUGGAGAAGCUGUUCUUGGCUUUUUUGGCCGUCCAUGCCACUGGAAUCAUCACUGGACUCUCUGCUAAUAGCGGUUCAGUCGGCUGUGGCGGUUUGAUUUGCCGACCAAUUACGGGUAUCUUCACCCGCGAUCCUUUACCAGAAGACGCUUACGUGCAUGUUGCUACAAUACCAGCAGGUUCUUCAAACAUUUCAAUAACUGAGCUGGCGAACAGCAUAAAUUUACUAGUGCUGCGUACACCCGAUCAGAAAUAUAUAUUCAACGGCGAUAAUGUGGCUUCAGAUAGUGGCGCCUAUGAAGCGGUGGGUGCGGUUUUCGAUUACCAUCGUAUAGAUGGACUACAGCAUGGCGAUGGUGUUACCGAAUGGAUUACUUGCUUGGGGCCUAUAAGAGAUAUGCUAGAGUUAAUGAUAUAUAGCAAAUCUUCGAAUCCGGGCAUCAAGUAUGAGUAUCUGCUGCCUAUCACCUCAGACUCCGAGGAGAAUGAGUUAUCAGUAGAAAGCGACGGGUUCUUGAAAAACGGUCCAGAAGAGAGUUUUGCAAGCAAUUCACGUUCCGGUCGCAGACGUCGCUUCAACUGGAAAGUAGUUGGCUUCAGCGCCUGUUCCAAAUCUUGCGGUGGCGGCAUACAAACACCGAUUGUGCGCUGUGUACGCGAAAAUCCCGUUCGCUACUAUUCGCAACGCCGUUGCAUGAAUUCGGAAAAACCGAUGCUGAAUGAAAAUUUGCUGCGCUGUAAUACCCAGCCUUGCCCCGCUUAUUGGCGCAUCGAGGACUGGAGUGAGUGCCAUUGCCAACAGGGCGAAGGUUAUCGUGAGCGUGAUAUAAGCUGUGUGCAAGAACUUGCUUCCGGUAUCGUGAUACACGUUGACAACUCAGCGUGCACCGAUGAAGUGCCGAAUCCGCGCAAACAAUGCGACUGCCCAAAGAAUAGACGACGAACACAUGCUGCCCGCUAUCGUACGGCACAUGCGGGCGCUAACGGUACUAAUCAUCGUGGGCGCGACAAGAAUGACAAAUCUGGUAUUUGGCUAAUGUCCGAUUGGAAUCAGUUCUGUUCGGCUGAAUGUGGCUCAGGUGUUGAAUAUCGUACGAUAUUCUGUGAUCGUACAAAGCCGAAUACGGAUCGCUGUGAUUCGCGUGCCACGCCAGAAAUCACUCGUCCAUGUGAACGAGAACGGGAUUGCGAUAAAGGUGAAUGGUUCGCAGGGCCGUGGUCACCAUGCAAUGGAAACUGCUUCAAUUUGACACGCAGUCGUGCCGUUUAUUGCAUACGUAAUCAGGAAAUAGUUAAGGAUGAGGAUUGUAAACCUGAACUAAAACCACAGUUAGGCGAGAAUUGUUCGCACGAAGAAGUGGAGUACUGUGGACCGCGUUGGCAUUACUCUGAGUGGACGGAGUGUUCGAAAUCGUGUGAUGGUGGUACUCAGCGACGAUCAGUCAAAUGCCUUGAGUAUGAUGAACGCGAGGCUGCAAUGCGUGAGUCGGCGAAGUGUCGGUAUUCGCUGCGUGAGCCGAUCUAUCGCAGCUGUAACACCCAAAGAUGCGAUGAGCCCCAUUUAGAGUUGCUGCAAAAUGAUGUUGCGGUCUCGUGUGUGGACGAGUUCAACAACUGUCAGUGGGCUGUCAAGGCGAAGCUCUGCAAUUACGAUUACUACAAGCAGAAUUGCUGUUACUCCUGUGGUGCCGCCUAAUUACAUACUCGACUGCGUGGAGGGGUACUUAGCAAUAGAAUAUGCUGCAAUAUUAAAUUAGCAUAAUUUUUAUUUUUAUUUCGUUUUCGGCUUUAUUUGAAAAAAAAAGAAAUGUAGUAUUCAUAUUUGCAUAGCGAAAAAACGAUUUGUGCUCUUUUUACCUACGAAAAAGCUACAGAAGUAAUCGAUUCGACUUUUUAAUUACUGCAAAUUCUUAAAAAAAUUAUUUAUCUAAAAUUUAACUUUUCGUGAAAUUAAGCAAUACACGUAGGCAUUUUCUAAGUAUUUAUAAUAAUGAAGUUAGGCAUAAUUAUUUAGUUGGUAUUUGUUCUCUGAGUUCUGUAAAUUAAUGCGCAUGAGAGUAAUUGAAAAAUGAGCUAAAAUUCAUUUUGUAUUUUACAUUUGAUUUUAAUUAAUAUUGUAUAUGUAUUUAUUUGUAAGGCACAUUCCAUAUACAUACGUACAUAUACAGUUGUAUUUGCAAUACUGAGCAAGCGGUUCAGCAUUCAAGUGUUAAAUUUAGCUUUAGACCCUUGCGACCGAGUAUUUUUUUGUACAAAGACGGUUUCCGAUAUGUGUCUAAUUUGAAUUACCUUACUUACUUUUACUUGAAAAAAAAAUCGAAACAUUUAUUUAAAUAUUUGAAACGAGUGGAUUUCUUAUUUCUUGAACGAAAUCAUAUUACGACCGGAAUUUCAAUAAUCUCUUACCUUAAGUUGAGAAAUAUGUUCUGCGUUCGUUUUCAUAAUCAGAUUGCAAUCAAAAUCCUUUCUCACCUAGGCUUCACUCGGCAAAAUUUUCGAAUUUCUUAAAACCGUGUUCUUUAUUUUAGAAAAAACUUAAUGUAAUAAUUUAACAAAUGUGUUCUAAUAGUUUUAUGUUUCUGUCUAAUAUUUUAUAUAUAAAAAAGUUAAUUCAGUAAUAUAUUAUAACUAAUUUAUAUAUACAUACUAUAUUUACUCAAAUUAUUUUUAUUUUUUAUCACUUUUUAAGUUUAAGCGACCAUUUAGCAUAAAACUGACAAAAAAACAAAAGUACAUAAAAAAACGAAGUGCAAAAAAAUAAUACUUUACUAAUUAAUAAAAUUCACUCUUUUGUAAGAAAAACUAAAUAA
Bactrocera dorsalis (oriental fruit fly) is the source of this 3040-nucleotide messenger RNA. RefSeq names its product thrombospondin type-1 domain-containing protein 4 (gene loh). Gene Ontology annotation, biological process: extracellular matrix organization. Gene Ontology annotation, molecular function: metalloendopeptidase activity. The record is from RefSeq and is a predicted model, not a curated record. The coding region runs from base 229 to 1926 and encodes 565 amino acids. The transcript is spliced from 7 exons. Gene Ontology annotation, cellular component: extracellular matrix. Lineage: Eukaryota; Metazoa; Arthropoda; Insecta; Diptera; Tephritidae.